CAAGCAGUUUACAGUUUUUCUUGCGGCCUUAGGAAGGAUGAGAGGCCAGGCUGCCUUGCUCGGAGCCCUCCUUGAUGCCCAAAACCAGGUGUGGGAAGCGCGCGCUGUAGCCGGCUGACCUCCCCAGAGCUUGCAGGCAUGGCCAUGGUGCACACGCCACGGACUCCGAGCACUGAGCCGCGCCGGGACUUCCCGGGCUCCCGCGCCCGUUCGGUGCAGGGACGUCGGCCCAGGGCGUUGGGCCCGAUGGGCGAGGACCCAGAAGCUCAAAGCCGCACCAUCAGCCGCAUGGGCGCUCGAGAGGAGCAGACGAAGUCCCCGGCACUGCCGGCAGAACUCAGAGCCCGUCAGUUGAGGGCCAAGGCGCGGGCGCGCACGGCCAUGGAUUGCCAAGAGCAGCAGACCCGCCGAUCGGAGGUGAUCGAGACCAGCCGUCGGCAGCAGGAAGUGCAGCAGCACCGGUACUACCAGGAGAAGCUGGAGCGCUCCGCACGGGAAGGCGAUCGACGAGUUGCCGACGAGGAGUUGGUGGAUGAGGUGGUGUCCGCCAAGGCCCCGCGCGUGGGCACCACGGAGACGGCGGCUCCGGUUCGGGCGGUUCCGCGCGCGGGGCACGUGGACGCGGGGCACGUGGCCGCGGAGUACGAGGAGCGGCUGCAGCGGGAGCUGCAGCGGCAGCAGGAGCUGGAGCUCUGGCUUCGUGAGGAGGAAGAUCCCCACAACUGGCUGCAGCAGCAGCGGGCGCAGCGGCAGCGCGAGGAGGACGAGCUGGCGGGCCGUCGGCGGCAAGAGCAAAAUGCCCGGCAAGUGAUGGUGGACGAGACCUGGAAGCAAAGGCAACGGUAUGUGGACGACCUACGCGAUUCGGAGCUCGCGGCCAAGACGCGCCGCGACGUGGCGCGGGAGGUGCUGCGCCUGCGGGGGCAGGUGACGCCGGCGCUGUCCGAGGUCUCCACGUCCGAGCCUGCCUGGAGGGCCGCGCCGUCCCCGCGGAUGGACGUGCCGACGCCGGUGCUCCUGC
This is a messenger RNA of Durusdinium trenchii, 1021 nucleotides long. The record is from the annotation of a GenBank genome assembly. Lineage: Eukaryota; Dinophyceae; Suessiales; Symbiodiniaceae.